CUUCGCAGAUCCAAACGGGCAUAAUCUCUUUCUUCGCAACCACGACAGUCGAAGCAAAAGCAGGGAGAGGCGGAAAGGGAGAUUGGCCGUGAUGGAUCCAAAGCUAACAGAAGUGUCGCAGCUGUUCGAGCGUUUCAAAGCUGCUCUUGUGAGGAACGAUUUCGAUACCUGCGCAAAUCUACUCUCUCAACUCAAGGUCUUGCUUACAGGAUUCAGAAGCUUACCACCUUUAUUUGAAGACACUCCAAAUGCAAUCCAUGAAUUGACAUUAGCGAGGGACAUAUACGAGCAUGCAGUUAUUUUGAGCGUGAAAACUGAGGAUCAGGAUGCAUUUGAGAGGGAUUUCUUUCAACUAAAGCCAUAUUAUACGGAUGCUAGUGGCCGUCUUCCUCAAUCUCCUCAAGAGUACAUAAUAUUAGGUCUCAACCUGUUGAGGCUCCUCGUGCAGAACAGAAUUGCAGAGUUCCAUACUGAAUUGGAACUGCUCUCAUCUACAGCUCUGGAGAAUCCUUGCAUCAAGCAUGCUGUAGAGCUGGAGCAAUCUUUUAUGGAAGGAGCUUAUAACCGUGUAUUGAGUGCUAGGCAGACUGCACCCCAUGAAUCUUUCGUUUACUUUAUGGAUCUUCUUGCAAAGACAGUUAGAGAUGAAAUAGGUGGCUGCAGUGAGAAAGCAUAUGAUUAUCUUUCAAUAAGUGAUGCUCGUCAAAUGCUGCUGUUUUCUUCUGACAAGGAACUUGCGGAUUACAUCAAGGAGGAUCAUCCUGAGUGGGAGAUAAAGGACGGAUGUGUGUUUUUCCAGAAGGCAAAGGAAACUGCCCCUUGCAAGGAGAUUCCAUCUCUGCAACUUAUCAAUCAAACGCUGAGUUAUGCUAGAGAGCUGGAGCGGAUUGUUUGAGAGAGCUACUAGUGUCUUGGCCAUAGUGUUGCCCAUUUUCUUCUUUGAUUCAGAAUAAUUCAGACUACGAACUUUAUUUGUCAUGUACUUUCCUUAUUUUGUGAUAAAAUUCGUCUUUGAUGCAAACCAUUUGAUAA
Tripterygium wilfordii is the source of this 1032-nucleotide messenger RNA. Its product is annotated as 26S proteasome non-ATPase regulatory subunit 8 homolog A. Bases 92 to 895 code for a protein of 267 amino acids. Gene Ontology annotation, biological process: proteasome-mediated ubiquitin-dependent protein catabolic process. The record is from RefSeq and is a predicted model, not a curated record. NCBI's taxonomy places the organism in Eukaryota, Viridiplantae, Streptophyta, Magnoliopsida, Celastrales, Celastraceae. Gene Ontology annotation, cellular component: nucleus; proteasome regulatory particle, lid subcomplex; cytosol. The transcript has 6 exons.